AUGGCCACUGCGCAGAUCGUACCUAUGCUCCUAGAAGAUGCUCCCAAAGUCCGCUCAAAGAGCGACACACAACCAAGAUCCUUUGACUUCUUCGACGUAUUUGGGACAGCAGGCUGCUUGCAACAGUGCGCGGUUAUAAGGUCAAGGCAAACUCUAUCUCCACAAGCCAUCAAGCAAUCUAAAGCAGACCAUGAGGAGCUCCUCAAGCACGGAAAGUACAAACUGGUUCGGGGAAAGGCUUUCACGUAUAAGGAGUUAGAUGCCUCCGCGGUCAAUGGAUGUGGAAGCUGCAAGGCCGUCAAAACUUUCCUCGACAGCAUACCUGCCAAGCAUUUUGGAGGACUCAUUCCGUCUACGAUCAUCCGGUGGACCAUCCGUCACAGCGGUACUCUAGAGCUGGAAGCCCCAGAUGGCAAAGAGUAUUUUGUGAGACUACUCAACCUUGCGGGUUCCAGCAACGUCUUUCGCCGGCUAGAAACUACGAACGGUGUGACCGGAGACACUUCUUCUGAUACAAGUUUCCAGAGGAUUCAGGCUUGGUUAAACAACUGUGAGCUGCACGGAAAAUGCGGCAAGGGUAAAGACACGAGAUUGCCCACAAGACUCAUCGAUGUGAGGCAGCCUGGAGACAGACUUGGAGUCCGACUAGUGGAAACGUCUGGACAAACAGGCACUUACAUCUGUCUAAGCCAUUGCUGGGGAAAGAUCAAGAUCAAAUCCAAAACGGAGACUCAUAGCCUCAAGAGGCGGCUUAACCUCAUUCCUUGGUGCCUACUUCCACCUAGCUUCCAACAAGCAGUCGAGAUCACGAGGAAGCUUGGGGUCCGCUAUCUUUGGAUUGAUUCACUAUGCAUCAUACAAGAUGACAAAGGCGACUGGGAGAGAGAGGCAGCUGAAAUGGUAAAUGUCUACCGGAACUCAUACGCGACUAUUGCCUUUUUCAAGAUCGAGAACGACAAUUGUGACGAAUUCUUCAUCUCCUUGAUUUUUGGCGAAAAGAGAGACAAGUUAUCAGAGUAUGCCAAGGUUCAGGAGUACAUCCCACUUUUCAACAGGGCUUGGUGUCUCCAAGAACGCCUUCUCUCGCGACGAAUUAUUCACUGCAACUAUGGGGAGAUGGCUUUUGACUGUGCCAGCGGGUACACUUGCGAAUGUGGCGGGAAGCAACACUACAGCUGGCACAAUCUCAUACGCCUUUCCGGUACAUACACGCCGCUGCAGUCCAAGUCGAAUUAUCUAGCACUACUGAACAAGCCAAAGAUCAUACCUCCCACCGCCAUCAUCACAAAAGACGGGAAGAUCGACCCCUAUGGGAGAUGGCAUGGUGUGAUUACUGAGUACACCUGCCUCAACCUCACAUUCACAGGCGACAUGCUACCGGCACUAUCGGGCCUGGCGCACGAGACUGCUGAGGUGACGAAAGACACAUUCCUAGCCGGGAUGUGGAAACGAAACUUUGAACAAGACCUCAUGUGGCGUGUCGUGGCCGUGGCGGAUUGGGUGGCGCAGCGUGCCAAAAUUUUGCGACGGGGAUGGAUAGCCCCGACUUGGUCUUGGGCUUCCACAGGAAGUGGCUGCAAAAGACAGUCCAGGUGA
Messenger RNA from Colletotrichum orchidophilum, 1596 nucleotides. RefSeq names its product heterokaryon incompatibility protein. Lineage: Eukaryota; Fungi; Ascomycota; Sordariomycetes; Glomerellales; Glomerellaceae. The transcript has 3 exons. The record is from RefSeq and is a predicted model, not a curated record. The coding region runs from base 1 to 1596 and encodes 531 amino acids.